UGGAAACCAGCAGCGUCGUUCCGAAUAGGCGGAAACAUCGUCCACACCACUUCAUAUCCAGGCAGUGGCAUCCUCAUGGCAGCGGCCCUGAAGGAAACCCUUAAUAUCAAGGAAGCAGUGCUGGAACCAAGGGAUACCCUGACGACUCCAUCCAUGUCAGCUGCAGAACUGCAUCGGUUCGUCGAAAAACUGAAGUUCGCCUUUGCCCAGAGAUCUGAGAUUAGACGAGAAAAUUUUGGCCCACACGAGCAAAAAAAACUCUUUUCGCAAAUAAAGGAGAACUUCUACAAGAAAUUCAAGCGAGAUUCUGUCCUUCCUACAUACGCUGAUUAUGGGGGAAGAUAUCCAAUGCUCUACGACUUCGUUGGAACCCAUCUGUUGAUUCGAGACCCCCAUGACAACGCGAUAUCAAUCACAGCAAGCCUCAACACUGAAUUUGGCAGCAUCGAGUUGCUUCACCCGGGAGUCUUCUUUGUGAACAACUACAUUGCUGCGCUCUUUCGGUAUGAUAUGGGCCUCAAUCCUUGGCCUAAGUUGCCACCGAACCAUGUGUUGAAGCUAGGGAGGCCGGCAUUCACAUCCAUGGUGCCCACCAUCAUCGCCAGAAAAGACGGCAAUGUCAACAAGCUGAUCGCUGUGCUGGGCUCCACAGGCGGCCUUGACAGCAUCUCGACGUUGGCUCAGAGCGGUGACCCCGGGUCUUGGCUCGAGACGUUCGACAAAGGAGUCAAGCUACAUCAAGUGGAAGUCAAGCUACGCCACGUCGAUUUUUCAUCGGAAAACACGGCCACGUCUUCGUUCGAAAAUUCAAAGUGCUAG
This is a messenger RNA of Dermacentor silvarum, 819 nucleotides long. RefSeq lists its product as uncharacterized. The transcript is spliced from 6 exons. The record is from RefSeq and is a predicted model, not a curated record. Gene Ontology annotation, molecular function: glutathione gamma-glutamate hydrolase. Bases 76 to 819 code for a protein of 247 amino acids. Lineage: Eukaryota; Metazoa; Arthropoda; Arachnida; Ixodida; Ixodidae. Gene Ontology annotation, cellular component: plasma membrane. Gene Ontology annotation, biological process: glutathione catabolic process.